Salvia hispanica is the source of this 5802-nucleotide messenger RNA. RefSeq lists its product as uncharacterized. Gene Ontology annotation, biological process: 5S class rRNA transcription by RNA polymerase III; transcription initiation at RNA polymerase III promoter. The record is from RefSeq and is a predicted model, not a curated record. Gene Ontology annotation, cellular component: transcription factor TFIIIC complex. Lineage: Eukaryota; Viridiplantae; Streptophyta; Magnoliopsida; Lamiales; Lamiaceae. Gene Ontology annotation, molecular function: DNA binding.
CCCAAUUUCCCCGCCAAAAGAAAAAAGUAAAUAAACGCAGUAAAAUUUAAAAGGCGAAUUUGACUGAUCAACCGCCGCCGCAUGGACGCCGCCGUCGACUCAGCACUGGAAGAGAUAUGCUGCGGCGCGGCGGAGGGGCUCCAUCUCAGCGACCUGUGGGCAAAAAUCGCCCCCACUCUCGCUGCCCGGGGCCUCCCAAUCUGCCCGAACGUGAAGCGGGCAGUGCUGGAGAAUCUGGCGGAGAUACCGGAGCUGAAGCUUGUGGCGCGCGACGGCGCUCCGUCCGUGCUCGCGGAGGCCUUAAUUCGAUACACGGCUGAAGAGUGUGAGGCGAUGGAUGUCAAAAUCGUGGCGCCUGAAGCUAUGAGGAGAAGCUUUCUCGGACUUUACGAUGCCGGAAUACCGGAAUCAUCAUCGGCUGAUAUUCAACGCCUGAUUCUCGAACGCCUCGCCCUAGCUCGGAACAAUGGAAUUGCUCAGAAUGAUCUCACUAAGGAAUUAAAUAUUGCUGCUAACAGCUUAUCCUACCAAUUUAAGACACUUGAAACCAGAGGAUUGAUGGCAAAGCAGCCGUCUGUUAUUAGGAAGAAUGGCAACAUUGUGUCCACGAAUAUGCUAUAUCUUGCCCGUUAUGCUAGGCAUUUCGGUUCUCAGCAGAGGCUUGAAAUCACUAGGACAGAUCGGAUGUUUAUGGAUGGGGAGGGUGCAGAUGGUCACACUGGAACUAAUGAUGGAGUGGUUGACGGAAUUGUGGCCGAUGAUGUGUCUGUCAAAGAUUUUAUACCGGCAUUGAAAACCAUCUGCGAUAAACUUGAGAAAGCUGAGGGCAAGGUCCUGGUAGUCUCGGAUAUAAAAAAAGGCCUUGGUUAUCGGGGUACUCAUGGUCACAGAAGCUGGAGAAAUAUAUGUCACAGGUUGAAAGAUGCUCGAGUUGUAGAAGAGUGUUGCACACUAAUCAAUAAUAAGGAGGUGGAUUGUUUACGUCUACUUCGAAGUUUCUCAACGUCGCUUUUUGAGCCAAAGUCCCAUGGACACGGACCAAAUAAUAUGGACACAGAACAACAAUCACAAAAUUUGGCGAAAAGAGGACUAGUUACUGAACAACUUGUAGAGCUUCCCAUCUUGCGUCAGAUCUAUGACAUGAUUGAUGCUGCAGGAUUAAAAGGAUUGACCACUACAGAAGUAUGUGGAAGGCUUGGACUAUGCUGUAAGGAGUACCACAAGCGACAUUUUAAACCAUUGAUUUCUAUGUUUGGCGUACAUUCCUUAAAGGAAAGCCACAAAAAAGGCGAGGUCUACCGACUUUGGACAGCUGGUAACUUCAAACCAGAAGUGUCGAACAUGACCCCCAAUGAAGGAGAAACAGUUCGUCAGCGGAUUAAUGAAUCUAAAUCACUUGUUGUGGAUCAGUACAUUCUAAAGGACUCAUCUCAGCCUGUGCAGAUGCUAGAUACUUCUAUCUCUGUGGGGAAUAAUAGUGGAAAUAAUGAAAGUGGGAAUGAUGCAGCUCGCAAAACAGAAGCUUCCAACUGUACGACUGUAGAUGAAUGUUCCACUGGUGUGCUUGUUCUAUGCAAUACACAGAGUUCUGAGGUGGAUCAAUGCACUGGGGUCCUUGCCGAGGAACCAUUGCAGGGAAGUAUAUCGGUACCUAGUGACUACAAUAUGCCAGAAACAGACCAUCUUGCUCUUGUAAAGUCUCCAAGGCAUCGAUCACAUCCAAGGUCUUCCAGUCCUGCAUUUCGUGCAUCCGGCUCAGGGAGGGAGCAGCAUAUACUCAAGAUUUUGGAGGAGGAAAAGUUCCUAUUAAAACCUGAGCUCCACAGGCAUCUUGAGAGUCUUGAGACAGAAAAGAACACAAUGAUGGAUAGGAAGACCUUACAACGUAUUCUUAACAAAAUUCAGCGAGAAGGUAAUUGUAAAUGCAUCCAUGUGAGUGUCCCUGGUGUGACAAAUUGUGGUCGUAGCAGGACAACAGAAGUUGUUCUCCAUCCAUCAGUGUUUAAUGUCACAUCUGAGUUAUUGACUCAAAUUCAUGAUAAGAUGAGGCGUUUCGAAGCCCAAGUGCGUAAGCAAGCAAAUAUACGGCAGAAGAAAUUCCAAUCAGUUCCCAUAUUGGACAAUGUGCAGAGAAUCCCCUGUAGCAUGCAGGGUCAAUCAGAGAAUGCAGGACUGAUGCGUGCUAAUGGAUUUGUUCUGGCAAAAAUGGUUAGGACAAGGCUUCUUCACACCUUUCUUUGGGGUUCGGUCUGUAGCUCCCCUGGUUGGAAUCAAGCUUUAUUCUUUAGUGACCAUUCUCAUGAUUUAGAAAAUCCACACAGAUCUUGUAAGUUAUUCGAUUUAAAUCUAUCAAUUAGGUCAAUGCCACUUGAACUGUUCUUCCAAGUAGUUGGAUCUGCUGAAAAGCUAGAGGAUGUGCUCGAGGAGUGCAAAAGCGGCUUGCUACUUUGUGAUCUUCCUAUUGGAAAACAAAAUUGCCUGAUGGAUACUCGAGCAUCUAAUCGCUUGUCGUAUCUAAUUGAAAUAUUACGGCGUUUGAAGUUGAUUCGUCUAAUGAGUAAGGGCCAUGCAGAAGAUGGAUCCAGCAGACUACACACUACUCUUACUUAUGCAUUGGAGUUUAAGCCUUACCUUGAAGAACCAACAUCAACUGUUGCAUCAUCUGAUCUCGCUUUUGCUGAUCUGCGCCCUCAAAUCAGACAUGAUUUUGUCCUUUCGAGCAAAAAAGCCAUUGAUGAGUAUUGGGGUACCCUGGAGUAUUGUUAUGCUGCAGCUAAAUCAAAGGCUGCAUUACUCGCGUUUCCAGGAUCUGCAGUUAGCCAGAUAUUUCAUCCGAAAUCGUGGGCAUCUUCCCGGAUCAUGACAGCUGCCCAGCGAGCAGAACUUCUGAAGCGCGUUGCUCAAGAUGGCACAAAGAAGAAGCUUUCAUUCAAGGACUGUGAGAAGAUUGCUGAAGAUCUCAAUUUGACACUGGAGCAGGUGCUCCGUGUGUAUGAGGGCAAGAGGCAGCGGUCUGCUACUAGAUCUACGAGUGCUGUGGAUUCUGAAGGUGGAGAGCUUCAGAAAGUCAAAGGAAAACAUAUAAUAUCUCCACGGAAGAGGAGACGUAUAUCGGAUAGAAUUUCAUUAAAGCUUGCAAAUGUUCAUUCAGGACUGAAGGCAUCUAAUUCGUUAAUAGAUCUAAAUAACCAGCCUACCACAGAACAAUGUUCUUCGACAAUUGCUGCUGAAGAUGAUGAUUGCCUGUCUCACAGAAAUUCUGAAGGUGAUGAUAGAGAGCAUUUGGGGGUGGAAGGGUUGGAUGAAGAAGAUACGGAGAACUAUUCUUUCAAGCAAGCACUAUCAAGGUUGAACCCAACACGCCAUAAAAAGUUUUUUUGGUCAGAAGAGGCUGAGAGGCAAUUAGUGAUUGAAUAUGCUACACACCGAGCUGCUCGGGGAGCAAAUUUUCAUCGUACAGAUUGGGUGUCAAUUAUAAAUCUUCCAGCACCUCCUGAUGCGUGCAAAAGAAGAAUGGCAUUGCUAAAUAGUUUUAUCCCUUUCAGAGAGGCUGUUAUGAAACUAUGCACUGCUCUUUCAGAACAAUAUGCAAAAUACCUUGAGAAGUUCCAGGACAAGUUGUUGAUACAUUCAGAUUCUAAAGAGAUGAUUCGGGGUCCUCCAUCCGAAGAAGCUGCCAUGCUUGAGAAAUGGGCUAAUUUUGAUGAGGAUAUUAUUAAGGUUGCAUUGGAUGAUGUCUUAAGAUGCAAAAGAUUGGUUAAGCUGAAUGCUGCUCGAGAAACAUUCCCAGAACAGGAAAUGAGCGAGGAUGAUGACAUUGAGGAUUGUAGCCAGAGUAAUGCUUCUGGCCAAUUAUCAAGCACCCAACGUCUCAGAAAACAUUUGCAUAUAAUUAAAGGUGCAAAAAUUUUGAGGCAGAUGCAUGAAUCCGUUGCAGUUGCAAAUGCUGUGGAGCUAUUUAAGCUGAUCUUUCUAAGCAAAUCGAAAGCUCCAGAAGCAGCGGCUUUGCUGGCCAAAACACUACGCCGCUAUUCUGAGCAUGACCUCUGUGCUGCUUUUAAUUACUUGAGAGAGAAAAAAAUAAUGGUUGGUGGUGGCAAUGGUCAAUUUGAAUUAUCACAGAACUUCUUGCAUAGUAUCACGUCAUCCGAAUUUCCCACUGAUACUGGAAGCAGAGCUGCCAAGCUUGCUAUCUGGCUUCAUGAGAGAGAAAAUGAUUUAGUUGAAGAGGGUAUUGAAGUUCCAUCUGAUCUCCAGUGUGGUGAAGUUUUCUCUUUAUGCGCUCUACUAUCUUCAGGUGAACUGUCAAUUACUCCAAUGCUACCCAAUGAAGGGGUUGGAGAGGCAGAAGAUAUUAGAGCUUCUAAACGUAAAAGUGAUAGUGCUGAGCCUGAUGGAGAAUCACCAAAAAAAUUAAGAAAAAUGUUUCCUGGUGAUAGUGAGUUAGCUUCUCGGAGAGAAAAAGGUUUUCCAAGACUAAAGUUAUGCUUUCACCGAGAAACAAUUCCAAGAUUAACGGCUAUCGACUCAUUCAGAAAGGUUAACAUGCAUCCAACCCCAUUCCUUGGUGGAAAAGAUCAAAGCAAUACUUCAUCUGGUUUGGAUGUUACCUCAAGUUUGUUUCCUUCUGACAUUACUGAUCCCGGGAAGAUAAAUCAUCCCACGUUCCAGCUCAGUGAGUCUCCAUGGGAAGCUAUGGCGGGCUAUGCGAAGCAUCUACUUUCUUCAUGUUCUUAUGAAGUAAAUGGUUCGUUGCUUCAAUCCGACUUAUUCAGGACACUCUAUUCAGCCAUUCAGAAGUCUGGUGACAAUGGUUUGAGCAUGAAAGAGAUCCACAAAGUUCUGAACAUUAAGGACAACAAAAUAUUGGAAGUUACAAUUGAGGUGCUUGAAGCAUUUGGGCGAGCGUUAAAGGUCAAUGCUUACAAUUCAGUUCACGUGGUUGAUUCUCUAUACCGAUCCAAAUAUUUCUUGACCAAUAUAGAUGAUCGUGUUGCUCAUCAUCUCAAAUCAGAAAGGAAAACCAAGGAUGGGCCUACGCCUCUUAAUCUUGACGAUCCCAUGGAAGAUUUGGCCGCUUCAGAGGGCACUAUCAACACAAAUGGCAAUGAAGGACAUAGGGUCACAAUUUUAAAUCAUCCUCAUGAUCUCACAAAUCGUCCUUCAGAAAUAUUAGCAGGGACUACGAUUACAGGCCAUCAACAUUCUGAAGUUGCUUCAACCAAAGUGACUAGAGCAGAAAAUCUUGAAUGCUUUCGUAUUCGUUCAAAUCUCAUAAGUAGACCCCUGUUGCCAUGGGUGAAUGGAGAUGGUACUGUAAAUGAGCGUAUAUACCACAGGCUUCUUCGCCGUGUUCUUGGUAUUGUCAUGCUAAAUCCAGGGAUAUUAGAGGAUGAAAUCAUAAAUCAGAUGCAAGGUCUAAAUCCUCAGAGCUGCAGACAGCUGUUACAGAUGAUGAUUCUGGAUAACCACAUAACUCCGCGAAAAAUGCAGCAGAUGACAUCGUCUCAGCCUCCCUCCAUUCUGGCCAAUCUUCUUGGCGGUAAAUGCAAAAAACCGAAGUUAAUAUGUCGAGUCCAUUUCUAUGCAAAUCCCUCGACCACAACCUUGCUCUAGAGCGAUCCCAGUGACUGAUUUGCAUAGCACGUGAUCGGGAUGGAGGCGUUGUAGCCGUGGAAGGUCGAAACAAUGAGAAUCUUGAAUCCUCAUGUGUAUAGUUAGAAAAAUCCUGAAAACAGUUUUCUUGUAUAGUUUGGAAUGAUAUUUCAGUUUACUAAUUUUAACAUAAUAUUUUCAAUCCAA